This is a messenger RNA of Scomber scombrus (Atlantic mackerel), 2724 nucleotides long. It is a transcript of the gene gfpt2, whose product is annotated as glutamine-fructose-6-phosphate transaminase 2. The record is from RefSeq and is a predicted model, not a curated record. Gene Ontology annotation, molecular function: carbohydrate derivative binding; L-glutamine:D-fructose-6-phosphate transaminase (isomerizing) activity. The coding region runs from base 132 to 2189 and encodes 685 amino acids. The transcript has 19 exons. Gene Ontology annotation, biological process: UDP-N-acetylglucosamine metabolic process; protein N-linked glycosylation; fructose 6-phosphate metabolic process. NCBI's taxonomy places the organism in Eukaryota, Metazoa, Chordata, Actinopteri, Scombriformes, Scombridae.
CAGCAUUUAAAUGCAAAGUGGGAGUGUUGUACUGGAUUUCACACGAGAGAAGCCGAAGCAUCACUCCGACUGGGAAACUACAAGUCGUUUUCUAACAAAACAGUGUCCAGUAACGACGGAAAGCUUGAGACAUGUGUGGGAUCUUUGCCUACCUGAAUUAUCGAGUGCCUCGCACCAGAAAGGAGAUAUUUGAGACGCUAUUGAAGGGACUGCAGAGACUGGAGUACAGAGGCUACGAUUCAGCAGGUAUCGCUGUGGAUGGCCCGAACAAGACAAAACCUGACAUCAAUGGCAACACCAUCUGUUUGAUCAAGCAGAGGGGGAAGGUCAAGGCUUUGGAUGAGGAAUUAUACAAGAAAGACUCGCUGGACCUGGACGAGGAGCUCUGCACACACUUUGGCAUCGCUCACACUCGCUGGGCCACACACGGAGAGCCGAGCGCUGUCAACAGCCACCCUCAUCGCUCUGACAAGAAUAACGAGUUUGUCGUCAUCCACAAUGGCAUCAUCACCAAUUACAAGGAGCUGAAGGAGUACCUGAUCACCAAGGGAUAUGAGUUUGAGUCAGAGACGGACACUGAGGUGAUUCCCAAACUGAUCAAAUAUGUUUAUGACAACCGGGAGAAUGACAGCAUCACUUUCUCCACACUGGUAGAGAGGGUCAUUCAGCAGCUGGAGGGAGCCUUUGCUCUGGUGUUUAAAAGCCGUCACUUCCCUGGAGAGGCUGUGUCCACUAGGAGAGGAAGUCCGUUGCUCAUUGGUGUGCGAAGCGAGCAUGAGCUGUUGACCGAACACAUCCCAAUCCAGUACAACAGUGGUCUCCUCAAGGAGGGAGUCCAGGAGAAGAACAGCUAUAACCGCUCUGACAGCUCCAAUGGCAUCAACUCUGUGGGGGAUGGCAGGGCUGUGGAGUAUUACUUUGCCUCUGACGCCAGUGCCAUUAUUGAGCACACCAACAAGGUGCUGUACCUGGAGGAUAAUGACGUUGCAGUGGUGACCGGAGGGAACCUUUCCAUCCAUAGGGUCAACCGACAGGCUGGUGAGAACCCAGUGAGGGCAAUCCAGACCCUACAGAUGGAGCUGCAACAGAUCAUGAAAGGAAACUUUGAAGCCUUCAUGCAGAAAGAGAUCUUUGAGCAGCCGGAGUCAGUGGUCAACACAAUGAGAGGCCGGAUUUUUUUCGACUCCAAUACAGUGGUUCUCGGAGGGCUAAAGGAUCACCUGAAAGAAAUUAAGCGCUGCAGACGGCUAAUUAUGAUUGGCUGUGGCACUAGUUUCCACGCUGCAGUGGCUACCAGACAGAUCCUCGAGGAGCUGACAGAGCUGCCUGUCAUGGUGGAGCUGGCAAGCGACUUCCUGGACCGCAACACACCUGUUUUCAGAGAUGAUGUCUGUUUCUUCAUCAGCCAGUCAGGAGAGACAGCAGACACGUUGAUGGCAUUGCGCUACUGCAAGGAGCGUGGUGGUCUGACAGUGGGUAUUACCAACACUGUGGGAAGUUCCAUUUGUAGAGAAACAGACUGCGGAGUCCAUAUCAAUGCUGGGCCUGAGAUUGGAGUGGCUAGCACAAAGGCGUACACCAGUCAGUUUGUGGCCCUCAUCAUGUUUGGCUUGAUGUUGAGUGAGGACAGACUCUCCCUACAGAAGAGAAGACUGGAGAUCAUCAACAGCCUCAAGGUGCUACCUGACAUGAUAAAGAAGGUGUUGACCCUGGAUGACAAGAUCAAAGACAUUGCCAACGAACUGUAUGAGCAAAAGUCUCUUCUGGUCAUGGGCCGAGGAUUCAACUAUGCCACCUGCCUAGAGGGGGCACUGAAAAUCAAGGAGAUCACCUACAUGCACUCAGAGGGCAUCCUGGCCGGUGAGCUGAAGCACGGUCCUCUGGCGCUCAUAGACAAACACAUGCCAGUCAUCAUGAUCAUCAUGAAAGAUGCCUGCUACACUAAGUGCCAGAAUGCUCUGCAACAAGUCACUGCCAGAGCGGGUCGGCCCAUCAUCAUCUGUUGCCAAGACGACCCUGAAGUGACCAGGAAUGCAUACAAGACCAUUGAGCUGCCACAUACUGUGGACUGUCUGCAGGGCAUCCUCAGUGUCAUCCCCCUGCAGCUCAUGUCAUUCCACUUGGCUGUGCUGCGUGGAUUUGACGUUGACUGUCCCAGAAACUUGGCCAAGUCUGUGACCGUGGAGUAAUUACAGUUCACAACGCACAGGAGAGGAGAGAGGAGAGAGGAAGGAAGGCUCAUAGAUUUACAGUGUGUGUGUGUGUGUGUGUGUGUGUGUGUGUCUGCGUGUGCAGAUGAGAGUUUGAGUGUGAGAGAGACUGUGACAAAUGAGAAGGGGAGGUUUACGAUACAAUUACUUUUUUUUUUAUAAAAAAGAAAAAUGAAAAAGAAAUGUGAAGUCCGACCAAUACACUGCUGAGGAAGUACCAGUGCCAUCGAGGCCUUGUGGAACAAUCUAUGAAAACAACUUUGACACAUCCAAAGCUGUGCCUUUUUCUUAUUGUGACUUGAGCCAAAAACAUACACAACAGGCUUAAUAGAAAAGCAUUGAUAUGGUAUAUUGAAGUGUUUACAGUUGUGCAAUAUGGGGACCAAAUGUACAUUAUGAAUGUACACAAUCAUGAAUGAAGUGAUUUAUUCUAUUCCUAUUUUAUGAAUUUAGUAUGUCCGUUGGGGGAUUCUCCUCUGUCCUUUAGAUUAUGGCAUUUUGUGUUCCAGAAUUC